Molecule: messenger RNA, 2203 nt
Organism: Stegostoma tigrinum
Lineage: Eukaryota; Metazoa; Chordata; Chondrichthyes; Orectolobiformes; Stegostomatidae
Gene: gsg1l2b
Product: gsg1-like 2b
Exons: 5
Coding region: 232-1149 (305 amino acids)
Cellular component (GO): plasma membrane
Source: RefSeq, a predicted model, not a curated record
AGUUCCGAGAGGAUUGCUGCCUCCUAUCUGUGAGUCAGCUCCAUUACCCGCUUGUUUGUCUCUCUACAUACACACAGGCAGCAUGGACCUGGCAGCGUCCGGACCCCAAGGCGGGCACACAGGAGGACUGGCAAACCAGCUCGGGGCAUCUAAAGGGCGCGGCACGGAUUGAUACCCGUGCCCUCUCGGUCUCUGAAAUCUUCCUCGAUCUCCCUCUCUGUCUCUGUCAAAAUGGGAAUCGACAGAAGACACAGGGCGUCCCUGGCUCUCACUCUCAACUUUAUAGCGUUGGUUUUCUGUGUCACCGCCUUCAGUACCAGCUACUGGUGCGAGGGCACCAGGAAAGUGGCGAAACCUUUCUGUAAAACUAACGUGAAGGAAAAACAGAGCAACUGCAUCGAGUACACCAGCUCGGACAGUAACGACAGCAACGUGGUCCGGUAUAGCUGGGAGGCGGGCGAUGAUAAGUAUGUGAUUUGCUAUUUUCAUGCUGGCAUCUGGUUCUCCUGCGAAGAAAACAUAAGCGGAGAAGGAGAAAAAUGCAGAAGUUUUAUUCAUCUGACGCCUCCUGCUGAACGAGGUGUCCUCUGGCUGUCUAUUGUAGCAGAGAUUCUUUACAUCCUUUUGCUGGUUGUGGGCCUCAGCCUCAUGUGUGUAGAGAUCUGUCACUACACAAAUGUGAUCGAUGGCUUGAAACUAAACGCCUUUGCUGCCAUCUUCACUGUCCUAUCAGGUCUUUUGGGAAUGGUAGCCCACAUGAUGUACACGACUGUGUUUCAAAUGACCGUCAACCUUGGCCCCGAAGAUUGGCGACCACAGACGUGGGAUUAUGGGUGGUCAUACUGUCUCGCUUGGGGAUCCUUUACAUGCUGUAUGGCUGCUUCAGUGACAACAAUAAACACGUACACAAAGACCAUCCUUGAAUUCAAGCACAAAAGGAAGAACUUGGAAAGAAGUUUAAAAACGAAACCCAAACUGAUUGAGCAUGAAGUACCAGCAGAUCGAGUCUGGGACAGAUACAUCAGCUCAGUGCCCAGUUCAACAGAGGAGUUCCUCGAUCUCUCCAGCAAUGGCCGCAAGAUGUCCAGUGGCUCAGUCUUUGCAGACCUCAAUGACAUCCUGGAUGCGCAGGGUGAGGAGUACUGCUGAGACUCCUGGGACAUUGUACCAGAUCGGUUCUAGGUAUCAGCUGAGUGUUCCAGACUGUUCUCUCUUACUCUUUCCUUUUCUGCGCAGGUUUAUGAUGUCACACAUCAGGCAUUAUCAUGACAGAAUGCAGUGAGUAUUUCUGUUGCACUCUGCUUCUCUAACCAACUGUUGUAUUGCACUGCGGUUGGCAAAGAGCUCCAGCAAUGGAAGGAGAUGGGCUCACCUAAUCGCUGGUUAUUGCAGAUCCUGCUGAGUUCAUUGUUGCUGCACGGUGUAAGAGAGAACCCCCAUUGUCUCAAAGCUGUAUUUCACAAGCCACCAACAAAUAUCAAGCAGUGUUGCCCUAAGGCUCCUAUUCAUUAGACUGUUCUUUGGUGGCCGCCGCUGUGUGCAUUCAUCUCCAUUCAGGCAGUGGGAACAUUUACCUGUGGGAAAGUGGAUAGACUACGUGAAUACACACACACACACACACACACACACACAAAGCAACAGAGUGUUAGGCAUUCGUCUCCCAUCACUGCAAGCUGGAUUCUAAUUCAUCUCAGGCUGUGCAAUCAAUGCCUCCUUUGUUUGCUAUGUGUAAGGGUCAUGUAUAAAUUGGGGUUGGUCACAACUAAAGCACAAAUUAGGGCUAAUCUAGCAUGAGGAACAGAACCUCCAAACUGUCCAUAGUCAACGGUCGGAAAAUCUAGCCCUCAGUUUCAGUCAAUUCAGAGAGUCACAGGAUGGGACCAGGUCCUGAAGGUACAGCUUUUCUGAGCUGGUGAUUGACAUGUUUUCUGUACUGAAACAGAGUGAAGAACUUUACUCUGCUACAAACAAGCUGAGCAUGGGCUACCUGAGUUGGAAAUAGUGUUUCAUGCCUCAGCGUAAACAUUGUCCUAAAACUAAAACAAGUUCUCCAAGUACAAUGGUUUCAGUAAAAUUCCGGUGACAAAAAUGUGAGCAGGUCACAAAAUUUAUUCAACAAUUCAAAAUUGUUACACACAUCCAGUGAUAGUAGGAACUGCAGAUGCUGGAGAAUCUGAGGUAACAAGGUGUAGAGCUGGAUGAA